Molecule: messenger RNA, 3343 nt
Organism: Lates calcarifer (barramundi perch)
Lineage: Eukaryota; Metazoa; Chordata; Actinopteri; Centropomidae
Gene: nucb2a
Product: nucleobindin 2a
Exons: 13
Coding region: 132-1613 (493 amino acids)
Cellular component (GO): endoplasmic reticulum-Golgi intermediate compartment; extracellular exosome
Molecular function (GO): calcium ion binding
Source: RefSeq, a predicted model, not a curated record
GAUUCAGUGCAACGCAACUUGAUGGUCCGUUUGACAGAAAGCGGAACUGACCACUGCGGUUAGCGUCACUGCUAGCGCAACCUACCUUGCUGACUAGCGAGCUAGCUGCCGACGGGAGGAUUUCAGAGCUGAUGAUGUCCAGGAUUCACUAUAAAAUGUGUUGGAGCCGGGCCCUUGUCACCGGCUCGGUUCUGCUGCUGGUCCAGCUCCUGUGUUCAGAGGCAGUGCCCAUCAGUAUGGAUAAGACUAAAGUCAAAGAGCCGGAGAAACAACCUGAAGAGCCUCCAGCUAGUGUGGACACAGGACUCCACUAUGACCGCUACCUCAGAGAAGUCAUCGAUUUUCUAGAGAAAGAUCAGCAUUUCAGAGAAAAGCUCCACAAUACAGACAUGGAAGACAUCAAGCAAGGUAAACUUGCCAAAGAGUUGGACUUUGUCAGCCAUCAUGUCAGAACAAAACUGGAUGAGUUGAAGAGGCAGGAGGUAAACCGACUACGAACCCUGAUUAAGGCCAAGCAAGACAUUGAAGGAGGGAACGACAUUGCACUGGACCACCAGGCUCUGCUGAAACAGUUUGAGUACUUGAACCACAUGAACCCACAUACAUUUGAGGUGGAUGACCUAGAUCGGCUCAUCAAAUCGGCCACUAAGGAUCUGGAGAACUAUGACAAAGAAAGACAUGAGGAGUUCAAGAGAUAUGAAAUGAUGAAAGAGCACGACAGACGGGAGCACCUGAAAACACUGGAUGAGGAAGAAAGAAAGAAAGAGGAGGAGCACUAUGAGGAGAUGAGGAAGAAGCACGCUGACCACCCUAAAGUCAACCAUCCAGGCAGCCAGAAUCAACUGAAGGAGGUGUGGGAGGAGGCUGAUGGCUUGGAUCCGGAAGAUUUUGACCCUAAGACCUUUUUCAACCUGCAUGAUACCAAUGGAGAUGGCUUCUUUGAUGAACAGGAGCUGGAGGCAUUAUUCACCAAAGAGUUGGAAAAAAUCUAUGACCCCACCAAUGAAGAAGACGAUAUGGUGGAGAUGGAGGAAGAGAGGCUACGUAUGAGAGAACAUGUUAUGAAUGAGGUGGAUUCUAACAAAGACAGGCUGGUCUCUCUAGACGAGUUCCUGGUUGCUACAAAGAAAAAAGAAUUCUUGGAGCCAGAUAGCUGGGAGACCCUGGAGCAGAACCAGGCUUACACAGACGAGGAGAUGAGGGAGUUUGAGGAGCACCUUGCACAGCAGGAGCAGGACCUCAACCAGAAGGCUGUUGAUCUCCAGAAACAGAGAGACGAGCUGGAGAGACAACAGGAGCAGCUUAAUGCACAGAAAAUAGAGCUGCAACAGGCAGUUGAGCACAUGGAACGGCUGAAAUCACAGAAAGUAGAACCCCCUCCAGAGGUUCACGUUGAAGGAAAUGCCAUCCCGGAGAUACAUCCAGUCGACAAUCAGUUGCAUCCUGAACAAGAGGCCGAACCACAAGGGCAUCAACCUGCACCCCAAGAUACACCUCAGGAACACCAUGAACAACAACAUCAAGACCUGGCCCAGCAAGGUCUCCCACAGACACACCAGGAUCUGCCACCAGGCCACCAGGAAGCUGCACAAGGCCAGCAUAACCUGCCAUAACAGAUUUUGUCAGAACUUGAGCCUCCACAACCAGACUUCAACAACUCCUCCACUCCAGCGUGCAGAGGAGCAGUCCCUCCUGAGUUAUUAGGCCUCUUUAACCAGCAUGACUUAGGGGUUUGGGGGACACUUGACAUGAAGGAGAGCAGCACAAACUGAAUCCCCGUUGAAUGACACCAGUGUUUGAUAAUAACUGCAAUCUUUGGAUUACAUAAUGGAAUUACAAUAGUAAAACAACCAACCAAGGACAUGCAUCUUAAAAUGUGCAUAUUUAGUUGUGUUUGACUACAUUAGAGGAAUGUUUGGUAAUACAAAAAUAUCAUUUUGUUGAGCUUUCUUGACCUGCUGUUUGCUGUUCAAAGUACAGAACCUCUAAAAAUUACAUGCCACUGGCUCCACAACCUGAUAGGUUUGGUGCAAGAGCCUGUUGGACAUGUUCAAUGCAGCUGCUGAUGGGGUUAAGAUGUAAAAAAUGAUUUUAAUGUCAUCAUUUUGAGUUACAUUUUUUAAUAGAUAUCCCCAAACAUCUCAGAAAGAGAUUAGUGUAUGUGUGGUUUGUGGUGAAAUGCAUUUCACUGGCCUUUAAUGGAUAUUUAAGAAACUGAGUGCAGGAUUUUCUAUCAUUGAAUUAAGAGCCUGAACAAGCAAAAGAGGCACUAUUUCAAUUUUAACCAACGUACAACAUUUUGAUGUCCUAACAGAAACCGUUCCACCUAAAAAGUAAAAGGACUGCAAACAGUAUCCUGCUAUUAUAAUUACAAGGGUUCAGUCAGAUCUUUGUAGCAGAAGCAUUUUAUUUCCAUCAUCUCCAGCUGCUACUUUCACCAAAUAUUAUCUUUAAACCAGAAGCACUCUCAUGAAUCUAAGUUGCUUGCAGUCCUUUUUUGUUGUCAUGAAACCAUUUUACCAACACUUUUGUUUCUCUCUGAAUGGUCAUUCUGGUUGCUAUAUAAAGUGUCAGUUGUUUACCUAUCUUGAAAUAUCAUUACUUUGUGCGUGGUCAGAUUUUCUUCAGAAAUUGUGUGCUCUGCCUAAAAAGAAAUCAGGUACAGGCCUUUUCAAAACUGUCCAUCUUUAGGCCACACUUCAGCUACUCUCCACUGAUUUUGUUGUUAAAAUAAAUAAAGGUGCUAGGUUCUCAAAAAAAUAGAGUUGUGAGAUCACCCUACAAAUAAUCAACAUUUCCCCCUAAAUCUUAACAAUGGUUAGCAAAAGAGUAUGUGGCAGUAUGGCAAUAUGUUCGGGUUAGGGUUAGGGUUAAUAAUAAUUUAUACAGCAACCUGGUUGCUGUACUGGGAAAGCAAAUGUUGAAACUCAGAAAUAACACAUUUGUUCUGUUAUAAAAUGAUCAGUUUGGUGUAGUUGCUAUGCUAUUCAGGUUGUUCUUUUUUCAUGUAAUGUUGUGGUUCCUUCUAGCUGGCAGACUGUAGCCGUGGUGAACAGGUGUUGGCCUGUUGCCAUUUUUGUACUGAAGGCUUUGUUUGCAUCCAGUCAAAUAACAGCUCUGCCUUACUGUGGUUUUACUUCAUACUAAAUUCUUUCAUGGAAUACAUACUUUUUGGCUGUGUCAUUUGUUUUCUGUGUGCCAAGUGUUCCUUUUAAACAAUACUGCAUCAUAAUUUGCACAAAAUGUACAAGUGGUGUUUCCGAUCGCUUGCUGCUGGAUAAAAUAGUCAUUUGACGAUACUGUACACCUCAGUUCAAGAUAAUAAAACAAUUAUGACCUUUCA